GAACACGGAGAAGCCAUGUCUAAGUCUAAGAUGUCCCUCAGACACUAAGUCGGUGAAAAACGUCAGGUGGAAGAACACCAUGGCCACGAUGACAGAGCUGAGUCCCACAGAGAGGAAGAGUAAAUUCUCCCAAGAUAAACAAGUGGAUGAGAAUCUCGUUCCCAAGAAAGUUCUAAGCUUCUGCUCCACUCGCUACGGACUAGCCUUCAUCACACAUCUCUGCAACGUUAUGCUGAUGGCACAGUAUGUUGCCAUCAACAUCACCAUGGUAGCCAUGGUCAAUGGCACACACCAUCAGUCCCGGCUUAAUGGCUCCACCGAGACGCUGCCCACUGAGUCAUUUGGUGGCUCAAAUGAUGUGCCUAAGAGUCUCCCAGCAGAGGCCCCCGUGUAUGACUGGAGCCCUCAAAUUCAGGGCAUCAUUUUUGGUUCUGUCAACUAUGGCAUGAUGCUGACGGUGGUUCCCAGUGGGUACCUGGCUGGAAGAAUAGGAACAAAGCGACUGGUUGGUGUUUCUUUGGUUGGAUCCUCCCUUCUGGCUAUCUUCACCCCUCUGGCAGCUGACCUUGGACUGGCCUUCCUCAUUGCAACUCGAAUAGUCCAGGGUCUAAUGCAGGGAUCGAUAUUUGGGGGCCAGUAUGCGCUUUGGGAGAGAUGGAGUCCUCCACAUGAACGAAGCCAACUCUGCACCAUCGCUUUGUCAGGAAUGAUGUUGGGAACCUUUGCCAUCAUCCUCCUGGGCGGCAUCAUCAGCCAAACCCUCGGGUGGCCUUUUGUCUUCUACAUCUUUGGCGGCAUUGGCUGCGUCUACGCCCUUCUCUGGUUUGUGCUCGUGUAUGACGACCCCCUCGCUCACCCGUGGGUAAACGUCACAGAGAGAGAAUACAUCAUAGCCUCCCUGGCCCACCAGGUCAGCCCUCGGAAGCAGCCCCUUCCCAUCAAGGCCAUGCUCCGGUCUCUGCCCCUGUGGUCCAUCUGUCUGUGCAGUUUCAGCCAUCAGUGGCUAGUCACCAUACUGAUUGUGUACAUGCCGACCUACAUCAGCUCUGUGUUCAACAUUAACGUCAGAGACAAUGGGCUCCUGUCUGCCCUCCCCUUUGUCAUCUCCUGGGUCACUGGCAUCCUGGCAGGCCAACUGGCAGACUUCCUCCUGACCAAGAACUUUAGGCUUGUGACCGUGAGGAAAAUUGCCACAUUUCUUGGAAACUUCCCAUCUACAGCGCUCCUUCUGGCUCUGCCCCACCUCACCCCCAGCUACGUCACCACAGUGAUCCUCCUCACAGUCUCCUGUGGCCUCAGCCCCAUCUGUCAGUCAGGGGUCUAUAUCAACCCCCUAGAUAUUGCUCCAAGGACCCUGAAUUCGGAUGGAGAAACGUCUACUUGUUGCUGUUUGCCAUUAACCUAUCAGGACUGUCUUUCUACCUUGUGUUUGGAGAUGCCAUUAUCCAGGACUGGGCUAAAGAGAGGAAACUCACUCGUUUAUGAAGUUAUCCCACCUCGAUAUGACGGAAAGUCACUGGGGACCUCCCUUCACAAAGGAGAAGCCUUCCGUGAUGAGAACAGCAGCAGAAAGAAUCCUGUUUGCUGAGAUCAGUUCUUUAUGUCACUUUCCUUCUGAGGAAAAUAUCCGAUGAAUGGAAAUUCAAAUAAAGCUAUAACCAUGAACAAA
Molecule: messenger RNA, 1669 nt
Organism: Suricata suricatta (meerkat)
Lineage: Eukaryota; Metazoa; Chordata; Mammalia; Carnivora; Herpestidae
Gene: SLC17A3
Product: solute carrier family 17 member 3
Exons: 12
Coding region: 80-1588 (502 amino acids)
Biological process (GO): monoatomic anion transport; transmembrane transport; urate transport
Molecular function (GO): urate transmembrane transporter activity; toxin transmembrane transporter activity; efflux transmembrane transporter activity
Source: RefSeq, a predicted model, not a curated record